AUGAGCUCGGCAACAUGGAAGAUACACCUGUUUCUGGUGGGUUUGGUAAUGGUCGGGACCGUUCUGUGCGGAAAAGCGAGCUCCAGUUCCAAGUGUCAGGAAAAGUCGCUGACGACUGCAAGCGGAUUAAAGGCACCGUCCGGUCCGUUCUGCCCUGGUGAUCUCAUUUUCGAGGAUACGUUUGAUGGGUUCGAUUUAGAUACUUGGCAACACGAAAACACACUUGCCGGCAACACGGAUUCGGAGUUUCAAUGGUUCACCAACAAUCGCACGAACUCAUUCGUCCGAGAGGGUAAUCUGUUUAUUCGACCAACGCUGACGGUGGACGAGUUCGGAGAACCUUUUUUGCGCUCGGGUGUUCUGAAUAUCCACGGUGGAUCACCAGCGGAACAAUGCACCAAACAUUCGCCGGAUGGCUGCGAACGUAGUGGGUCACACGGUCAGGUGCUGAAUCCGGUAAAGAGCGCCAGUAUCCGGACGGUCGAUUCGUUUGCGUUUAAGUACGGCAAGGUAGAGGUAAGCGCCAAACUGCCGGCCGGGGAUUGGCUCUGGCCAGCGAUUUGGUUCCUACCGAAGGUGAACGCCUACGGUCGAUGGCCCGCGUCCGGAGAGAUCGAUCUGCUGGAAUCGAAAGGUAAUCGGGAUCUGAUUAAGAAUGGCAUCAAUGUCGGCAUCGAACAGGUCACGUCCACGUUGAAGUUUGGUCCGAACGCCGCUUACGAUUCCGGGUACGGAGCUUCGGGCACUUCCUUUACACGGAAUUCGGAAUCUGGCAAGGGUUAUCAUACCGGUUUCAAUCGGUAUCAGAUGGAAUGGACACUGGACCACAUAACAUUCAGCAUUAACGACAUCGAGACGGGUACGGUGAAGGUUGGAACGGGGUUUUGGCAGAAGGGUAACUUCAAUAUAAGCGCACCCGGCAUUGAUAAUCCUUGGCGGUACGGUAGCAUUAUGGCACCGUUCGACCAGGAGUUCUACUUCAAGAUAUCGGUAGCGGUUGGCGGGUUCGGGUACUUCUCUGAUGACGAUAUUAAUCUGACACGCAAACCGUGGCAAAACGGAUCACCGAGCGCGAUGACUGAUUUCUGGAAUGGCAAGAACGAUUGGUUGCCAUCAUGGAAGCUAGAUGACAGCGAUUCGAAGGAUGCAUCGAUGCAGGUGGACUACGUACGGGUUUGGGCCCUAUGA
Molecule: messenger RNA, 1188 nt
Organism: Anopheles marshallii
Lineage: Eukaryota; Metazoa; Arthropoda; Insecta; Diptera; Culicidae
Product: beta-1,3-glucan-binding protein-like
Exons: 4
Coding region: 1-1188 (395 amino acids)
Biological process (GO): carbohydrate metabolic process
Molecular function (GO): hydrolase activity, hydrolyzing O-glycosyl compounds
Source: RefSeq, a predicted model, not a curated record